AUGACCGUGUCUGCGACGACCGGCGCCACCGCGGCAGGUCCAGCCUCCCGAGGCUCCGGACCUGGGACUGCCGCCGACGGCAACCCCUCCGCGAACGGUGCAUCGACAACAGCAUCGUUGUCUUUGUUGUCUGCCUCGAAUGGACCUGUACAAACAACUCCGGCCGGGGUCCUCAAGUAUGGCCAAACUUUGCGGUUGCUUGCCAACAGCCAUUACCACCCGACGUCGUCUGAGGUGGAAAUUGGCAUUGGCGUGUACAAGAAGAAGGGGAAGCAUGGGAUUUUGAAUGCCGUGCCGCCCCUCGGGGACCAGCAGGAGCACUUGUUCCAAGAAGACGAGUACCGCGUGCUCGACCCGAGCGGCCAGCACACGGAAGGCUCGGCAGUCCAGUUCGGCCACACAUUGGUGCUUGUGAACCAGGACAACCUCGUGUGGAACAAUAAAACUGGCGGCAUCACCGGGUACGUCGGUCCCCGCGCCCGCCAAACCAACGGAGAGAUGUACGUGAGCUUCCACCCCAACCCCAAGCUGCCCCAGCCCAAGUCGCUGUUCAUUCGGUACGGCGACGAAAUCGUCAUCGACGUCGAAGACGCCAACCGCCACGUCCGCACGUACAACAAGCGCCUGACCAACUUCAAAAAGCCAACGUCGUCCAUUCUCGGCGGCUACAUUUGCUGCGACGGCAAAGGGCACGACCUCUUGUGUGCCAUCAUGCCGCCGCGCCUGCAGAUCCACAAGGUGUUUGUACGCGGCAAGACACUGACGAGCUACCAGUUUGGUCAGCCCAUUGACAUCACGAGCGAGUCGGCGACGGUGGAGGUGCAGUUCACGCAUGACAAGAAGGUGCUGCUCUCUGUCGACAAGCUCAACGACAUGGCCGCAUCCGGCAGGACCAAGCACUUCGUCCCGCUGGCGGACGGCGGCCCCGGCGGCGUUCACUUGACGCUCCACGUCACGACCGCUAGUUCCACCAGGUCGCCCGAUGCGACCAGCGCCCCGGCAUCCACGUCGAUGAUCCAACAACUCACGGCCAAGUUGCGCGGGGCCCCGGUGCACCAAGUGUCGAUUUUGGUUGUCGUGUCGUCCGUGAUUUUGGCGCUGUUGAAACGGUCGGGGCUCGUACAUCAGUGGAUUGCAGUGGGUCUCGCGGCAUGCAUUUGGGUUCCGGCCAUGCUGCUGCUCCUCGCGGGGGAUCCUCCAUCGGCCACCACGCAACUCCAGCCAAAGCAGCAACCGUUCGUCCAGAACGGCGGCAGGACACUCACGUUGCUCCAGUAUGUGUACCAUGCAGACGCGCCAUUUCCGGACGGCCACGACCACCACGAGCCCGAAGUGCCGCCCGUGCCAGACCGCUACCUCCGCGCGACCAAAGGCGAUGCCGCCGCUGCGUUGGUCCGAUGGAAGGAGACGUUGCUGUGGCGCAAGGAAGAGCAUGUCGAUAGCAUCUUGACCGAGCCGAUGCCCCAUUUCCGCACGAUCAAAGCCAACUACCCGCACUAUUACCAUAAGCGCGGACUCAAGAACGAACCCGUGUACUAUGAGAAACCAGGCAAAAUCAACUUGAAAAAGAUGCGCACCGAAGGCAUCACGCUGGACCACUUGCUGCGCAACUCGAAGAUGGUGACCGAGUUUUUGUGGUCGGUGCUUGAAAAAGACGACAAUCAAAAGUGCAUUUCGGUCAUCGACGUCGACGGCAUUGGGUUUUCCGAUUUUGGUGGCGAGGUCGUCGACUAUGUCCGCCGCUGCUCGGGGUAUACCAGCAGCCAUUACCCCGAGCGGUGCGCGUACAUAAUCAUCAUCAACGUGCCGGGGUGGUUCAACAUGAUUUGGAAGGUGAUUUACGGCAUGAUUGACGAAACCACGCGCGAAAAGAUCUCAAUCGUGCGCGGCAAGGACAAGAUCUACGAGGCUUUGGCCCGCCGCAUCGACCACGACAACAUCCCGGCGGAAUUUGGCGGCGGAUCCAAGGGGUCGACAGUGGAGGAAGACAUUUUGUUUCAGCUCCAGGAUUUUAACAACCAGGUGGAGGGCGUUGCGAAUCCCCUCGUGGGGGACCUCACGCCUCGUCCGUAUGUGUUGCCGAGAGACGGGGGCGCUGGCAAGGAAGUGGUAUAAGAAAAGGGAAAGGCACGAGCAGCCAGUGUUAAGAGAACAACAACCCAUGUGUACAUAAUAUAUGCAGCAUAUACGUGUGUCUA
Molecule: messenger RNA, 2198 nt
Organism: Aphanomyces astaci
Lineage: Eukaryota; Oomycota; Saprolegniomycetes; Saprolegniales; Verrucalvaceae
Exons: 5
Coding region: 1-2115 (704 amino acids)
Source: RefSeq, a predicted model, not a curated record